UUGUUCGAGGGAAUAAGUUCAUGUUCGUAUUCCUGAACAUGGCGACGUCUAAUUUGCUAAAGAACAAAGGCUCCCUCCAGUUUGAGGACAAGUGGGAUUUGAUGCGUCCCAUCGUUCUGAAGCUGCUCCGUCAGGAGUCAGUCACCAAGCAGCAGUGGUUUGACCUCUUCUCAGACGUCCAUGCAGUAUGCCUAUGGGAUGACAAGGGACCGGCCAAGAUCCACCAAGCCCUGAAGGCGGACAUCUUAGACUUCAUCAAGCAAGCACAAGUGCGGGUGUUGAGUCACCAGGAUGACACGGCACUGCUGAAGGCCUACAUCGUGGAGUGGAGGAAGUUCUUCACACAGUGCGACAUCCUGCCCAAACCCUUCUGCCAGCUGGAGAUCACGCUCAUGGGCAAGCAGGGCAGCAACAAGAAGUCUAACGUUGAGGACAGCAUCGUACGGAAGCUCAUGCUGGACACGUGGAAUGAGUCCAUCUUCUCCAACAUCAAGAACAGGCUGCAGGACAGCGCCAUGAAGCUGGUGCACGCCGAGCGCCUGGGGGAGGCCUUCGACUCUCAGCUGGUCAUCGGCGUCAGGGAGUCCUACGUGAACCUGUGCUCAAACCCAGACAAUAAGUUGCAGAUCUACAGGGAUAACUUUGAGAAGGCUUACAUGGACUCCACUGAGAGAUUCUACAGAACACAGGCCCCCUCCUACCUGCAGCAGAACGGAGUACAGAACUACAUGAAAUACGCAGACACUAAGUUGAGAGAGGAGGAGAAACGGGCGUUGCGCUAUUUGGAGACAAGACGUGAAUGUAACUCUGUACAAGCACUGAUGGAGUGUUGCGUGAACGCCCUGGUGACGUCCUUCAAGGAGACCAUCUUGGCCGAGUGUCCAGGGAUGAUCAGGCGAAACGAGACAGAGAGUGAGUACGGCCGGAGCGCUCCCGGCACCAAAGGCUCGGCCAGCUCAGAGCUCCAUCUCAUGUUCUCUCUGAUGGACAAGGUGCCUAGUGGCAUCGAGCCCAUGCUGAAGGACUUAGAGGAACACAUCAUGUCUGCUGGGCUGGCCGACAUGGUGGCCUCCGCCGAGACCAUCACCUCGGACUCUGAGAAGUACGUGGAGCAGCUCCUCACCCUGUUCAACCGCUUCAGUAAGCUGGUUAAAGAUGCCUUUCAGGACGACCCUCGCUUCCUCACAGCCCGAGACAAGGCUUACAAAGCAGUUGUGAAUGAUGCUACUAUUUUUAAAUUGGAACUUCCGCUGAAGCAGAAAGGGGUGGGGCUGAAGACUCAGCCAGAGUCCAAGUGUCCAGAGUUGCUGGCCAACUACUGUGAUAUGCUGCUGAGGAAAACCCCGCUGAGCAAGAAACUUGCAUCUGAGGAGAUCGAGGCCAAGCUCAAGGAAGUGUUGCUGGUGUUGAAGUACGUGCAGAACAAAGACGUGUUCAUGCGCUACCACAAAGCACAUCUGACCCGACGCCUUAUCCUGGACAUCUCCGCUGACAGCGAAAUCGAGGAGAACAUGGUGGAGUGGCUCCGGGAGGUAGGCAUGCCCGCUGACUACGUGAAUAAGCUGGCUCGGAUGUUCCAGGACAUCAAGGUGUCCGAGGACCUCAACCAGAACUUCAAAGAGUGUCACAAACACAACAAGCUGGCCCUAUCAGGUAAACCAGCGGACUCUGUCAACAUCAAGAUCCUGAAUGCGGGGGCGUGGUCGCGGAGCUCCGAGAAGGUGUUUGUGUCACUGCCCACCGAGCUGGAGGACCUGAUCCCCGAGGUGGAGGACUUUUACAAGAAGAACCACAGUGGCAGGAAACUGCACUGGCAUCACCUCAUGUCCAAUGGCAUUAUCACAUUUAAGAAUGAGGUGGGCCAGUACGACCUGGAGGUGACCACAUUCCAACUGGCUGUGGUGUUUGCCUGGAACCAGAGGCCUCGGGAGAGGAUCAGCUUUGAAAACCUUAAGCUGGCCACGGAGCUGCCUGAUGCCGAGCUCCGACGCACCCUCUGGUCCCUGGUAGCGUUCCCCAAGCUAAAGCGGCAGGUGUUGUCCUACGACCCAGUGGUGGGUUCGCCCAAAGACUUUGCAGAGGGCACCCUCUUCUAUGUCAAUCAGGAGUUUUCACUAAUAAAAAACUCCAAGGUCCAAAAAAGGGGGAAGAUUAACCUAAUUGGCCGGCUUCAGCUCACCACAGAGCGAAUGAGGGAGGAGGAGAACGAGGGAAUCGUCCAGCUCAGGAUAUUGAGAACACAGGAGGCCAUCAUCCAAAUCAUGAAGAUGCGCAAGCGGAUCACCAAUGCCCAGCUGCAGACAGAGCUGGUCGAGAUCCUCAAAAACAUGUUCCUACCUCAAAAGAAGAUGAUCAAGGAGCAGAUGGAGUGGCUCAUUGAGCACAAGUACAUCAAGCGGGACGAGACGGAUCUCAACACCUUCAUCUACAUGGCAUAACGGUGGUUCUUCAGGCCUGAUGGACAAUAAAAUAUUUCCAGGCCUGACCGUCUUAGAGAAAAAUAACAUCUUUGUAUCGUGGGGGUUCAACCCUGAUGGACAAUAACAAUAUUUUCAAGUUGACCUUUGAUACUUUGUUUAUCUAUUCAUGUGGGGAAAUAAAGACUUGACUUAG
Oncorhynchus tshawytscha (Chinook salmon) is the source of this 2613-nucleotide messenger RNA. Its product is annotated as cullin-5. The record is from RefSeq and is a predicted model, not a curated record. Lineage: Eukaryota; Metazoa; Chordata; Actinopteri; Salmoniformes; Salmonidae. The coding region runs from base 21 to 2438 and encodes 805 amino acids. Gene Ontology annotation, cellular component: Cul5-RING ubiquitin ligase complex; SCF ubiquitin ligase complex. The transcript has 19 exons. Gene Ontology annotation, molecular function: ubiquitin protein ligase binding. Gene Ontology annotation, biological process: SCF-dependent proteasomal ubiquitin-dependent protein catabolic process; protein ubiquitination.